AUGGACGCUGCAACUGCGGGCAGCAAGGAGCGGGAGGCCGUGCACCUCCUGGCAGAGGCCGAGAAGCGGGUCAAAUCCUCCCAGUCUUUCCUUAGGGGUUUUUUCGGAGGAAAUACAAAGCUUGAGGAAGCAUGUGAAAUGUACACGAGAGCUGCAAAUAUGUUCAAGAUAGCCAAAAACUGGAGUGCUUCAGGGAAUGCCUUUUGUCAGGCAGCAAAACUCCACAUGCAAUUGCAGAGUAAACAUGAUUCAGCCACCUGUUUCGUUGAUGCGGGGAACGCUUACAAAAAGGCAGAUCCUCAAGAGGCUAUCAACUGCUUAAAUGCUGCCAUCGAUAUUUACACAGACAUGGGCCGAUUUACUAUUGCUGCCAAACAUCACAUUACUAUUGCAGAGAUUUAUGAAUCUGAGCUGGUAGACAUUGAAAAGGCCAUCGCCCACUAUGAACAAGCUGCAGACUAUUACAAAGGGGAAGAAUCCAACAGCUCUGCUAACAAGUGCCUGCUGAAGGUAGCUGUAUAUGCGGCUCAGUUGGAGCAAUAUCAGAAAGCAACUGAAAUUUUUGAACAGAUUGGUACAAGUACAAUGGAUAAUCCAUUGCUCAAGCACAGUGCAAAAGAUUACUUCUUUAAAGCAGCUUUAUGUCACUUCAUUGUCGACGAGUUGAAUGCGAAGCUGGCUCUUGAGAAAUAUGAAGAAAUGUUCCCAGCAUUCACAGAUUCAAGAGAAUGUAAAUUAUUGAAAAAAUUACUGGAAGCUCAUGAGGAACAAAAUUGUGAAGCAUACACUGAAGCAGUUAAAGAAUUUGAUUCCAUAUCCCGCUUGGAUCAAUGGCUCACAACCAUGUUACUCCGCAUUAAAAAGUCAAUUCAAGGAGACAACGACGGGGACCUAAAGUGAACUGUCUGUGCAGUGUGUGGCAUUGUGACUUGUCUGUUGAAAUAUCCUGUGUCAUGGCCAAGGAUCAUUAUGGAAUAUAUGAUCAAUGCUUUUUGCUUAAUUGACUGGUGUCUUGUUUAAUAUCCUGUUGUGGCUCAUUCAUUGUAACUGUGAACAUGAAUUUAUAUUGUU
This is a messenger RNA of Protobothrops mucrosquamatus (brown spotted pit viper), 1071 nucleotides long. Its product is annotated as beta-soluble NSF attachment protein. The coding region runs from base 1 to 900 and encodes 299 amino acids. Lineage: Eukaryota; Metazoa; Chordata; Lepidosauria; Squamata; Viperidae. Gene Ontology annotation, molecular function: syntaxin binding; soluble NSF attachment protein activity. The transcript has 11 exons. The record is from RefSeq and is a predicted model, not a curated record. Gene Ontology annotation, cellular component: terminal bouton; synaptobrevin 2-SNAP-25-syntaxin-1a complex; vacuolar membrane. Gene Ontology annotation, biological process: intracellular protein transport; synaptic transmission, glutamatergic; regulation of synaptic vesicle priming.